Molecule: messenger RNA, 192 nt
Organism: Amoebophrya sp. A120
Lineage: Eukaryota; Dinophyceae; Syndiniales; Amoebophryaceae
Source: the annotation of a GenBank genome assembly
GGCAGUGAAUGGCGAAGAUUCUGCGAAGAAGGCCCGCCCUGUGGGCCAGCAGUGCAGAGCUGAGGAAGCGGGCAAAUUAUCGCGCGCUCCUGCGCCCCUGCUCUUGGUCCUGCGACCACCUAGCAGCGAAGCCAGUGGCGGCGGCUGGCGUGUGAUUCAGUCGCCCCGCGUGUUGGGUGGCCGCUUUGUUUU